AUGCUUUCACGUACUGCGGCGCCCACCAAGGCGUCGGCCAGGACCCUCUCGCGCGCCGCCGUCGAGCAAUGCCGAACCUUUGCGACCGUCCAAGAUGGCAAUGCCAAUCCCGUACGCCACUACGGCGGUCUUAAGGACCAGGAUCGCAUCUUCCAGAACCUCUACGGCCGCUACCCGCCCGACCUGAAGCAUGCGAAGAAGAUGGGCGACUGGCACAAGACCAAGGAGAUCCUCCUCAAGGGCCAUGACUGGAUCAUUGGCGAGGUCAAGGCUUCUGGUCUUAGAGGCCGUGGUGGAGCUGGUUUCCCCUCGGGACUCAAAUGGUCUUUCAUGAACUUCAAGGACUGGGACAAGGACAACAAGCCCCGCUAUCUGGUCGUCAACGCCGAUGAGGGUGAGCCGGGUACCUGCAAGGACCGUGAGAUCAUGCGCAAGGAUCCCCACAAGCUUAUCGAGGGCUGCUUGGUCGCCGGCCGCGCCAUGAAUGCCACCGCUGCCUAUAUCUACAUCCGUGGCGAGUUCAUCCAUGAGGCUGCCGUUCUGCAGAACGCCAUCAACGAGGCUUAUGCCGAUGGGCUUAUCGGAAAGAACGCCUGCGGCUCUGGCUACGAUUUCGAUGUCUACAUCCACCGCGGUGCCGGUGCCUACGUGUGCGGCGAGGAGACCAGCUUGAUCGAGUCGCUCGAGGGCAAGCCCGGAAAGCCCCGUCUUAAGCCUCCUUUCCCCGCUGCCGUUGGUCUGUUCGGUUGCCCUUCGACUGUCGCCAACGUCGAGACUAUUGCUGUCGCUCCCACCAUCUGCCGCCGCGGUGGCAACUGGUUUGCCAGCUUCGGCCGUGAGCGCAACCAGGGUACCAAGCUCUACUGCAUCAGCGGCCACGUCAACAACCCGUGCACUGUCGAGGAGGAGAUGAGCAUUCCCAUGCGGGAGCUUAUCGACAAGCACUGCGGCGGUGUCCGCGGUGGUUGGGAUAACCUUUUGGCCGUCAUCCCCGGUGGAUCCUCGACACCUAUCUUGCCCAAGCACAUCUGCGACGACCAGUUGAUGGAUUUCGAUGCCUUGAAGGAUAGCCAGUCCGGUCUGGGUACUGCCGCUCUUAUCGUCAUGGACAAGAGCACCGAUGUCGUCCGCGCCAUUUCCCGACUAAGCCACUUCUACCGCCACGAAUCUUGUGGCCAGUGCACGCCUUGCCGUGAAGGCAGCAAGUGGACCGAGCAGAUCAUGAAGCGCUUCGAGAAGGGUCAGGGACGUGAGAGGGAGAUUGAUAUGCUCCAGGAGUUGACCAAGCAGGUUGAAGGUCACACUAUUUGCGCUCUUGGCGAAGCUUUUGCCUGGCCCAUCCAAGGCCUCAUCCGCCAUUUCCGACCUGAGCUGGAAGCCCGUAUGCAGAAGUUCGCUCAGGAGAACGGUGGUGAGGCUCUUGCCGGUGGCUGGCAACACAAUGCCAGACAGCAGGGCAAGCUUGUCUCACCUGGCAUGUAA
Molecule: messenger RNA, 1482 nt
Organism: Sordaria macrospora k-hell
Lineage: Eukaryota; Fungi; Ascomycota; Sordariomycetes; Sordariales; Sordariaceae
Molecular function (GO): 4 iron, 4 sulfur cluster binding; NADH dehydrogenase (ubiquinone) activity; FMN binding
Source: RefSeq, a predicted model, not a curated record